This is a messenger RNA of Acyrthosiphon pisum (pea aphid), 1016 nucleotides long. RefSeq lists its product as uncharacterized. The record is from RefSeq and is a predicted model, not a curated record. The transcript is spliced from 2 exons. The coding region runs from base 243 to 956 and encodes 237 amino acids. NCBI's taxonomy places the organism in Eukaryota, Metazoa, Arthropoda, Insecta, Hemiptera, Aphididae.
UAAAGUUUACUAUAAAGAGAAAACCAUAGCAAUAUAGAUUUUAUUUAUGAACCUACAUUGGGUUUUUAUCACUGUGUGCGUUGUUAUGCCAUGCGCUAGUGCUUAAACGAUGAAAAUAUUCCAUUUUUACUAACCGAAACCAAAAUGAUUAUAAUAUAGACGAACCAAAUAGGUUAUACCGUCAUAGAUCGCCGUUAAUAAUUUUGAAACAGGACGCAAAGAUCGAUAUUAUUCUCGUUAUUAUGUGGUUGGAAAUAUUAUUGGUUAUCACGGUGUUGUCUGGGACCUUAGCGCUAUUCCUACUGAACGCGGAUCCCGCGGAAAGUGAAAACGAUGGCGGCAUUGGCCCGAAAUCAAGGCCUACCCCCCUUAGUACACGAUGGUCGAGGCUGCAAUUGUUUAAAGACGAGGAGGACGCAGCGAGAAAUGUGAAAACAGUGACUGUGUCCAAAGACACAAUUUAUGCCAUGAUGCAGAGGGGCGUCUACGUCCUUAACGAAGGGGACGUCAAAGUGGACGACGAAGGAAACGCGAUCGACGAUGGAGAGGACGACCGGUGGGCCCGAGAGCUUAUGGAACGCAUGUGCGCCGAACUGGACUUACAACAUCCGAAUGUAAUGUCAUUAAUCCGGCUCGUUAACGAUUAUUGCGAUAAUUUGGAAAAAAUUAUGAACGAAUUCGAAGAGUCACUAUGUCGUUAUAAUAACAGUUUGGCCCAACUUACCGAAAAGCGUAUGGCUGUUGAAAAAGAGAUAAAAAAACAGUCUGCCCAAUGCAAGCAGCCAGACGCCGACGAGAAGGUUGUGGCUACGGCCAACGACGAAAGCAGUCAUCGCCACUGGAAACCACGUCCCGUGUCUAUUAGAGACACAAUCGUUGUGGCCAGCCGGGCCGAUGACGAUUUUCUAACAAUAAUCGAACAAUUCGAAAAGGCGCUAGAGGAACAUCAUAAAUAAAAAUAAUUUUAAAAAUAUUUAUAAAAUGUACUUGCCUAAAUUUUAAAUUAUUUCAAUAAA